AGCUCUAGCCCGGCCCCCUUCCCUGCUGGGGCGAGCACCACCGCGAAGAUGAAGCUGGCGAAGUGGUGCUGGCUGAGCUCGGCUGUCCUUGCUGCUUAUGGUUUUUUGGUUGUGGCAAACAAUGCAACAGAGGAAAUUAAAGAUGAAGCAGCCCAGGACGCCUGCCCGGUGAGACUAGAAAGCAGAGCGAAAUGCGAGGAGGGAGGCGACUGUCCCUACCAGGUGAACCUGCCCCCGCUGACUAUUCAGCUCCCCAAGCAGUUUGGCAGGAUCGAGGAGGUGUUCAAAGAAGUCCAGAACCUCAAGGAAAUUGUAAAGAGCCUGAAGAAGUCUUGCCAAGACUGCAAACUGCAGGCUGAUGACAACCGAGACCCGGGCAGAAAUGGACUGCUGUUACCCGGCACAGGAGCUCUGGGAGAAGCUGGUGACAACAGAGUUAGAGAGUUAGAGAGCGAGGUUAACAAGCUGUCCUCUGACCUUAAGGAUGCCAAGGAGGAGAUCGACGUGCUUCAGGGUCGCCUGGAGAAGCUGAAUCUUGUAAAUAUGAACAACAUAGAACAUUAUGUUGAUAGCAAAGUGGCAAACCUAACAUUUGUUGUCAAUAGUUUGGAUGGCAAAUGUUCAUCUAAGUGUCCCACUCAAGAACAAAUACAAUCACGUCCAGUUCAACAUCUUAUAUAUAAAGAUUGCUCUGAAUACUACACAAUAGGCAAAAGAAGCAGUGAGCUCUACAGAGUUACACCGGAUCCCAAAAAUAGUAGCUUCGAAGUUUUCUGUGACAUGGAGACCAUGGGGGGAGGCUGGACAGUGCUGCAGGCACGUGUUGAUGGAAGCACCAACUUCACCAGAACAUGGCAAGACUACAAAGUAGGCUUUGGAAACCCCAGAAGAGAAUUUUGGCUGGGGAACGAUAAAAUCCAUCUUCUGACUAAGAGUAAGGACAUGAUUCUAAGAAUAGAUCUUGAAGACUUUAACGGUGUCAAGCUCUAUGCCUUGUAUGAUCACUUUUAUGUGGCCAACGAGUUUCUCAAAUACCGUCUACACAUUGGUAACUAUAAUGGCACAGCUGGAGAUGCCUUACGUUUCAGUAAACAUUACAACCACGAUAUGAAGUUUUUCACCACCCCGGAUAGAGACAACGAUCGAUACCCCUCUGGGAACUGUGGGCUCUACUACAGUUCAGGCUGGUGGUUUGAUGCAUGUCUUUCUGCAAACUUAAAUGGCAAAUAUUAUCACCAGAAAUACAGAGGUGUCCGAAAUGGGAUUUUCUGGGGGACCUGGCCUGGUAUAAGUGAGGCACAACCUGGUGGCUACAAGUCCUCCUUCAAAGAAGUCAAAAUGCUGAUCAGACCCAAGCACUUUAAGCCAUAAAUCACUAAUGCUCAUUCUUUUGGGUAUUCAUUACCUAAUAGGGCAAUUAAUUCCUUCAGCACUUUGGAAUAUGUUUCAUGCUCUUUUUCCAUGGCUUAAAAUUUCUCCCUGAGCAAUGGGUUCUUAUGCUAUACAGCAUUUGAAAUAAAGCUAAAAAAUACGCCAUUUAAAGAAGUCCUUUGUUGCUGUUAUGCUGUUAUCCAAAUAAACACUUGCGAGCAAUUGGGAAUAUUGAGAAUCACACAUUAGAUUUAUAAUUCUCUUAAUUUCUCUUAUUUGAAAAGUUUUUAGUCAUAGUACUCGCUCUAAUUAAAAAAAUACUUGUUUGUUCAGUAGGCUAGAUUUUACACAAGUAAGCUGUAUUUUGACUGUGACUUAAACACAUCUU
Eubalaena glacialis (North Atlantic right whale) is the source of this 1759-nucleotide messenger RNA. It is a transcript of the gene FGL2, whose product is annotated as fibrinogen like 2. The transcript has 2 exons. The record is from RefSeq and is a predicted model, not a curated record. NCBI's taxonomy places the organism in Eukaryota, Metazoa, Chordata, Mammalia, Artiodactyla, Balaenidae. The coding region runs from base 49 to 1371 and encodes 440 amino acids.